AAUUAAUUAAUGAGUUAAUUUUUAAUGCCCGGCGAUUUCCAUGUAUUUCCUCUAGUAUUAGUGGACACAAUUCCAACAGCCCCUUCAAUCGGGUCGAUGGAAAUGGAGUCUCCAUUCAAGGCAAAUUUAUUGAAAGGCAAAGUAGCAUUAUUGACUGGAGGUGGGUCGGGUAUCGGGUUCGAGAUCUCAACUCAGUUCGGAAAACAUGGAGCUUCCGUUGUUAUUAUGGGUCGCCGGAAGAGCGUUCUUGACGCCGCCGUCUCCGCCCUCCAAUCCCUUGGAAUCCCGGCAAUUGGUCUUGAAGGAGAUGUACGAAAACCGGAGGAUGCACAAAGAGUAGUGGAAGCAACUGUCAAGCGUUUUGGGAAACUUGACAUUCUUGUCAAUGCUGCUGCCGGCAAUUUUCUUGUGUCAGCUGAGGAUCUGUCUCCUAAUGGCUUCAAAACAGUGAUGGAUAUCGAUUCUGUUGGUACAUUUACAAUGUGUCACGAAGCACUCAAGUAUCUUAAGAAAGGUGGACCUGGAAGGGACUCAUCUAGUGGAGGAUUUAUAUUGAACAUCAGUGCCACUUUGCAUUACACGGCAUCUUGGUAUCAAAUCCAUGUAUCUGCAGCCAAGGCAGCUGUUGAUGCCCUCACCAGAAAUUUAGCUCUGGAGUGGGGUACUGACUAUGAAAUCAGAGUUAAUGGCAUUGCACCAGGUCCUAUAGGAGAUACUACUGGGAUGAGUAAGCUCGUGCCUCAAGAGAUAAACAGCAAAGCCAGGGAAUAUAUGCCACUAUAUAAACUUGGUGAGAAGUGGGAUAUCGCUAUGGCUGCUCUUUACCUUGCAUCAGAUGCUGGGAAGUACAUAAAUGGAACAACCCUUAUUGUUGACGGAGGACUGUGGCUGAGCCGACCUCGCCAUCUGGCCAAAGAUGAAGUUAAAGAGCUUUCUCGUACCGUGGAGAAAAGAUCACGAGCUGCACCUACUGGGGUUCCUACCAGCAAGCUGUAAGCUAGCUAUAUAUUUCAAUUUUAUUGUGGAGUUAAUUUCCAUGUACAUGGAGUGGAAUUACAGUUUGUUGCAUAAACAUGUCGAGAAAGACCUUGAUCACCUUCUGCAGAGGUAAAAUAAUUGGACUAUUUAUCUCUUUACUAAUUUGCUCGUAUUUGAGAAAUUUUUAUGACAUAAUGGUGAAACAUUAAAUUACAGAUUGCUAAUUAGAAUAAAAAAAAUGUGCGUAUUAUUUCGAACA
Messenger RNA from Olea europaea var. sylvestris, 1237 nucleotides. RefSeq names its product peroxisomal 2,4-dienoyl-CoA reductase. The coding region runs from base 25 to 996 and encodes 323 amino acids. The transcript is spliced from 5 exons. Gene Ontology annotation, molecular function: 2,4-dienoyl-CoA reductase (NADPH) activity. The record is from RefSeq and is a predicted model, not a curated record. Gene Ontology annotation, biological process: fatty acid catabolic process. Lineage: Eukaryota; Viridiplantae; Streptophyta; Magnoliopsida; Lamiales; Oleaceae.